This is a messenger RNA of Drosophila novamexicana, 863 nucleotides long. RefSeq names its product FAD synthase (gene Flad2). NCBI's taxonomy places the organism in Eukaryota, Metazoa, Arthropoda, Insecta, Diptera, Drosophilidae. The record is from RefSeq and is a predicted model, not a curated record. Gene Ontology annotation, molecular function: FMN adenylyltransferase activity. The coding region runs from base 79 to 852 and encodes 257 amino acids. The transcript has a single exon. Gene Ontology annotation, biological process: FAD biosynthetic process.
UUUCAAAAUAUUUACAUUUUAGAAACAGCCAAUAUUACAGUAAAGGAUAAAUUUUAUCAUUCCAAAGAAGCGGACGCCAUGAUAUCACAGCAACAAAAUUGGCUAAGAAUGUGGCAACAUUCGGUGAGAAUGAAGCGCAGUUGUUAUUGUAAGGCUACGGAUGAAUCGAAGAGCAGAGGGAACACUCAUUUUGCGACCAAGCUGCAGCAGGCUGAGUCAAUUAUUAAGCGUGCCAACAGUUUGUACGGGCCGGAGGAGCUGAUGUUGUGCUUCAAUGGCGGCAAGGACUGCACGGUACUGCUGGAUGUGCUGACAAAGCAUCGUGAUGCUUUGAAGCCCCUGCGCGCCGUAUGCUUCAAAUCCUUUGAUCCCUUCGAGGAGGUGGAGCAGUUCAUAGACAUAUGCACGCAGCGUUAUUCUAUGGAUCUGCGGCGCUAUGAUGGCGUACUGAAGCUGGCCAUUGAGCAGGCGCUGGCCGAGCAGCCGCAGGUGCGUGCCGUCUUCCUGGGCUGCCGACGCAGCGAUCCCGGCUGCGCAGAGCUGUCGGAGUUGACGCCCUGCGACAGAGAUUGGCCGCCGCUGAUGCGAAUCUUUCCAUUGCUGGAGUGGAGCUAUCAUGAUAUUUGGGAUUAUCUGCGUAGCCAACAGUUGCCCUAUUGCAGUCUCUAUGAUCAGGGCUACACAUCGCUCGGGGAACGAAGCAACACACGAACGAAUCCCAGCCUGCUGGUCUAUGAUAAGCAAUUGGGUAAGCUGAUCUAUCGGCCGGCCUAUGAGCUAAGCAAUGAUAAACUGGAGCGUGCCAAUCGCGAGGAUUCGCAAAUACUCCAAUUGCAGCAGCACAAUACCUAAAUAAAAUUACA